UCAAGGGAGAAAGAACCAAAGAAAAUCCAAAUCAUCUUUGGAUCUCUUUAUAUUUUUCACAGAUUUGUGACAUUUAAAUUGAUCAUGAAACUUGGGGAAUUCCGUUUGUGAAAUUUAAUGUCGAAAUGUUCAUUAUUUCUCUGUUUUUGAAUGACAUACAAUGAGACCCUUUCCAUGCGAUAAAACAAGCAGACACGUACACACACUGCCAUUACUGGACUGGAAGUGGAAACUCACUGUUUAGUGUUGUGAUGCGUUGACAACAUGACACGCUAUUCACAGGAGCCGGACAACGCCACGAAGUCAUGCAAGGCGCGUGGCUCCUAUCUUCGAGUGCAUUUUAAGAACACUCGGGAGACAGCCGCUGUCAUCAAGCACAUGCACCUGCGGAAGGCAGUGCGCUUCCUGAACGACGUCACCAAGAAGAAGCAGUGUGUUCCCUACAGGAGGUUCAAUGGUGGAGUCGGUCGCAAGGCUCAGGCCAAGGCAUGGAACACCACACAAGGUCGCUGGCCCAAGAAAAGCGCCGAGUUCAUGCUGCAGCUGCUCAAGAACGCAGAGAGCAACGCUGAACUCAAGGGUCUAGACGCAGACUCCUUGGUGAUUGACCACAUCCAGGUCAACGCUGCCCCUAAGAUGAGACGUAGGACCUACCGUGCUCACGGCCGCAUCAACCCUUACAUGAGUUCCCCCUGCCACAUCGAGGUCAUCCUGUCCGAGAGGGAGCAGGUCGUGCCCAAACCCGACGAGGCGGAGAAGAAGACAAAGAAAGUGUCCAAGAAGAAGAUGGCUCGCCAGAAGAUGAUGGGUCGGGAAUAGACCCAGGAAACAGAGAACGGAACGAGUCUGAAUAUAAAACAACUUUGGGAAACACUCGCAAAGGGGGGUUGCUUUCAUAAAAAAAAAAGGAUGAUGAGUGGUGUUAAUAAAGAUCAGAAACUAUAAAAGUACAGACAAUGAA
Molecule: messenger RNA, 961 nt
Organism: Patiria miniata (bat star)
Lineage: Eukaryota; Metazoa; Echinodermata; Asteroidea; Valvatida; Asterinidae
Gene: rpl17
Product: 60S ribosomal protein L17-like
Exons: 7
Coding region: 265-819 (184 amino acids)
Biological process (GO): cytoplasmic translation
Cellular component (GO): cytosolic large ribosomal subunit; ribosome
Molecular function (GO): structural constituent of ribosome
Source: RefSeq, a predicted model, not a curated record